Blepharisma stoltei is the source of this 3243-nucleotide messenger RNA. The record is from the annotation of a GenBank genome assembly. Lineage: Eukaryota; Ciliophora; Heterotrichea; Heterotrichida; Blepharismidae.
AUGGAACAAUUGAUAAGCCUAAAAGCCCCAGAAAAUCCUCUUCAACAAGUUUCUAAAAUAUUUACCUGCUCAAGUACUGAUUAUUCAUCAUCUGCAUCCCCUAGUUUGCCUUUAUCGCCGAUACCAAUGAACUUUCCAACUAUAAUGAUUAAAGAGCCAGAAUAUAGUUUUUCUUAUCUAAAUCCCCCCCCUUUAAAUUGGAACUAAAAAUUUCGUUCCAAUUUGAAGUGGGGUUAGUUUUAUUUUUUAAAAAAAAAAUAUCAAUAUAAAAAAUAUAAAAAUUUAAAAAAAAAAAUUCAAAAACUUAUCGAAUGGAUCAAUAAAUUUGUUUAAUAAAAUGCUAUUUACUCUUUAUCCUUUAAAACAAAGCAAGAUAUAACUAAAUUUUCAUUAUUAGUUAAUACGCCACUAUUAAUUGGUAUCAAAAUUAUUUACACAAAAAUUAUUAUUUUUAUUGAUAAAAAAAAUUUAAAAAAAAAAAUUUUGGAAAAUUUAUCGAUCAAAGUGCUAAUUUUGUUUAAAUAAGAUGUUAUUUAUACUCUAUUCUUUAAAAUAAAGCAAGAAAUAAGUAAAUUUUGAAAUUUUAUAAAGAAUUCCUAUUGAAUUUAUAUCAAAACUAUCCAAAUAAAAAAAAUAUCAUUUUUAUCAAAAAAAACAAAAAUUUUUUUUGAAAAUUUUUUAAAAAACAAAAUGAAUUUUUUUUUUAAAAUUUACCAAUUAAGGAUGAUAAAUUUAUUUAAAUAAGAUGCUCUUUAUACUUUUUUCUUUAAAAAAGAGCAAGAUAUAAAUAAAUUUUUAAUUUUAGUUAAGAAGAAACAUUUAACUUAUAUCAAAACUUUUUAGAUAAAAAUUAUAUAUAAUUUUUUAUUAUAAAAUUAAAUUUUGUUCCAAUUUAAAGGGGGGUUAAUUUAUAGAAGUUUCCUAUGUUUGGCGCUGUAAGGCCGAUAAAUUCUGAUCGGAAUUUAUCGGUAGGUUGCACCAAAUCAAUGCCUUGGUCGGACCAAAAAGCGAUUUGGUCCGACGAACUUGGAAAGCUCCUGGGAAAAUGUCUGCGCUUUUAGCGCUAUAUAGAGGAAACCUCUAUACCAAAAAAAGUGGAAAUUUUACCGAUAUUUUGUUCCAAUUUAAAGGGGGGGAGUAAGUAUUGAUGAUACACAAUUUGAAGCUUUAGAUUCCUUACUCCCCCCCAUCCUUGAUCGAACGACUCGCCAUCGUUCGAUCAAGGAUGGGGGUUAAAAAAAAAAUUUAUAUAUAAAAUAAAAAAAAAUAUAUAUAUAUUUUUUUUUUUUUACUUUUAAAUAAGAGGGUUAAGAGUAUUUAAUAAAUAUUUUUACAGCAAAAAAUUGAAUUAAUUCCAUAAAAAUACAAUUUUUUAAUAUUUUGAUUUAUUAGUCACCCUUUAAACUGUAUAAAUUUUAAUUUAUUCCUUAUUAAAUUAAAAUUUUUUGUUUUAAAUUUUAAAGAAUCUCUAUUUUAUUAGAUUAUUAAGGUUUUAAGCCUAGGUUGAUGACUAAAUCACUUCGUAUGGUUGAUUCCGUAGCUUUUUGUCGUCUCAAAGCUUCUGAAAACAACUUCAUUAGGUACAUCUUCCCAAGCUUUUGAUAACUAAUAUAUUUUUAUAUAUAUAAAAAUUGUUAUGAUAUGAAAAUCGUUCGAUCAAGGAUGGGGGUUAAUUUCCCCAAUUUUUAGGAAUUUUUACAGUCAAUCGUUCGACCAAGGAUGAGGGAGUUAGAACAAAAACUAAAUUCUCUGUUUGAUAUAGUACGCAAAAAAGAAGAGAAAAUCUAUAUAAGGAGAAAUGAAUUAAUUAAAAGAAAAAAUAAAAUUGAUAAAAUUAGAGAGCAAUUAAAUUCAAGGAUGAUGAAACCUAAGCGUGAUUUUACUGAAGAAUGAAACAAUGUAAAAACACUAGAAAAUGAAAUAAAAUCUAUUGAACUAAGGAUUAAAAAUUCAUUAGAAAAAAGAGAGAUUGAUGCAGGAAAUUCUAUGUAUAAAGAUGCAGAAAUAAAAGAAGGACUAAAUGAACAAAUUUCUUUCUUAGAAAGAAAAUUGAAAGAAAAGUUUUGCGAAUUAGAAAACUUAAAAAAAUUAAAAAAACAGAAAUUAGUUAAAAAAAAUGAAUUUUUGCAAAAGAUUGAAUUAAUAAGGCUUGAAAGGCAAGAUAUAAAAAGAAGAUUAGGAGGAAUAUCAUGAUCUGAGACUGCGGAAGAUAAAAAUAUAGAAUUAUUUAUGAGAAUAAAGAAAGCUGAGAAAAAUUAUAGAGAUGAAGAAAUGAAAAAAAUCGAACUUGAAAAUGAGCUUACUCCCCCCCAUCCUUGAUCGAACGGCUCGCCAUCGUUCGAUCAAGGAUGGGGGUUAAAAAAAAUUUUUUGGAAAAAAAAAUUAUAUAUAUAAAAUACAAAAUAUAUAUAUAUUUUUUUUAUUUACUUUUAAAUAAGAGGUUUAAGAGUAUUUAAUAAAUAUUUUUACAGCAAAAAUUGAAUUAAUUCCAUAAAAAUACCAAUUUUUAAUAUUUUGAUUUAUUAGUCACCCCUUUAAACUGUAUAAAUUUUAAUUUAUUCCUUAUUGAAUUAAAAUUUUUUUUUUUUAAAAAUUUUAAAGAAUCUCUAUUUUAUUAGAUUAUUAAGGUUUUAAGCCUAGGUUGAUGACUAAAUCACUUCGUAUGGUUGAUUCCGUAGCUUUUUGUCGUCUCAAAGCUUCUGAAAACAACUUCAUUAUGUAUAUCUUCCCAAGCUUUUGAUAACUAAAUAUAUUUAUAUAUAUAUAAAAAUUGUUAUGAUAUGAAAAUCGUUCAAUCAAGGAUGGGGGUUAAUUUCCCCAAUUUUUAGGAAUUUUUACAGUCAUUCGUUCGAUCAAGGAUAGGGGGGAGUUAGCACUAUAUUAGAAAAAUGGAGUCUUAAGUUUAAAGAAAUUUCAAACCGAAAAGCAAAGCUCAGGACCUAUCAAAAUGAUAUAGAAGCUAAAUUAUCUAUAAUAAACUAUGGAAAUCAACAGCUUAAAGAACAACAAAAAAGUAAUUUAGAAAGAAAAGCUUCAAUUAGUGAUUUAAAAGAGCUUAUAGAAAUAAAAAUUGAAGCAAUCAAUCAAGAAGAGCAAAAUUCACAAAGAAAUCAAAGCGAAAUACAAGAAAAGAUAGAAAUAUUAAUUCAGAGUUGUGAUAAUAGAAAAGAGCCUAGAUCUAUAAGUAAAAAAUCAAAGACAAUUGCACCAUCAGCAAGAUCUAAGAUAAAGAUGAAAAAAUAA